AUGUUCAACGUCCGUGUCUCUCUGGUCUCUUUAGCGUUGUUGGUGUCCUUCGUAACCACCCAGUCUACGGUCGACACAAAUACAGCAGCGAAGGCCGCAGGGAAACUCUAUUUUGGAAGUGCCACCGACAUUCCCCAGCUGUCGGAUUCUGCUUAUGUGCAAACCCUGAGCAACAACAAGCUCUUUGGGCAGAUCACACCAGGAAACUCCAUGAAAUGGGAUGCAACGGAACCUUCACGUGGAACUUUCACAUUCACUAAUGCUGACCGGAUCGCCAAUCUUGCCAAGGCGAACAGUCAGCUCCUCCGAGGUGACGACUUAGCUCGAUUUUCUCCUACCUUUGAUUUAUUGGAAGAUAGGUCACAAUUGCGUUUGGCAUAA
Molecule: messenger RNA, 381 nt
Organism: Marasmius oreades (fairy-ring Marasmius)
Lineage: Eukaryota; Fungi; Basidiomycota; Agaricomycetes; Agaricales; Marasmiaceae
Exons: 2
Coding region: 1-381 (126 amino acids)
Biological process (GO): carbohydrate metabolic process
Molecular function (GO): hydrolase activity, hydrolyzing O-glycosyl compounds
Source: RefSeq, a predicted model, not a curated record